Molecule: messenger RNA, 4818 nt
Organism: Arctia plantaginis
Lineage: Eukaryota; Metazoa; Arthropoda; Insecta; Lepidoptera; Erebidae
Source: the annotation of a GenBank genome assembly
AUGUUAGCCUUAACGGUCCUCCUAACUGGGUGCCGCUGUGUGGAGCUGGACUGUUGGGAUGGUGAUGAUGGGAGUCCUGUCAUAUACCAUGGCCAUACGUUCACCACCAAAAUACCUUUUCGAAGAGUCGUGGAAACCAUUGCAAGGAGUGCUUUCGUCGCGUCUCCUUACCCCCUGAUCCUGAGCAUCGAGAACCACUGCAGCUUACCUCAACAGCAAGUCAUUGCCAGUACGUUUGAGGCAGUGUUUGGAGACAAGUUGGUGACGUCAUUCCUGUUUGAAAUUGACUACACUGACGAACCGAGGCUGCCCAGUCCUGAACAGCUCAAGUAUAAGGUGUUAAUCAAGAAUAAGAAACUGCUUCCAAUAGAAUCAAGUCCCACCAUUGGCCUGACAGGAGCCAGUUCUGCACAAGGAUAUGGCGGAGUUCUGUCAACUGCAUUCAGGUCCAAUGGGAACCGUAACACCAGUACAUCUUUGCCGGAACAGAGCAACAGGACCAGUUCGAUCAUGUCCAACCAGUCAGCAGGCAGUUCUCUGACGGAAUACUUUAGUGAUGAAGACUACGAUGAGGACGAUGAAGAACUUGAUGAAAAAGAACUUCAUAAGCUCAUAAAUUCAUUGGAAGACAAGUGUGGUCGGGCAUCUCUGUCACUCUAUCAGAGCUUCAUAAGGAGUGAAGGAGACACCGAGACUACUUCUGGCAGCGUCAAACAGACGACUACAAGGAAGAGAAGUAAUCAGAUCGCUAGAGAACUAAGUGACAUGGUCAUAUACGUGCAGGCGAUCAAGUUUCGGGGGCUAAGCCCGUUAUCACCACGUAGUUCAAUGAAACAGCCCAGCAGUGUAGCCAAGGAGAGUGCUCCAUGCAGCAGCUUCGAGUCCUCGGAAAGUAGUGACAGUACUGGCACACAAAUAGCCCAGCAGCCUCGCCCUCGUUGCUUAAACGCCCCAGCGGUUCACCACCCUUGCUACCGAUGUUCAUCAGUAAAUGAAGCCAUCGGGAAGAAGAUCUGUAGGAAGCAUCCCCUGGCCUUAAUAGCCCAUACCGAGACACAGUUGGUCAGAACUUAUCCUGCAGGCCUAAGAAUAGACUCAUCAAAUUUCGAUCCUGUGACCUUUUGGGGUUGCGGUGUGCAGCUGGUAGCGCUGAACUACCAGACAGAAGAUGCAGCGAUGGCGGUGAAUGCUGCUAUGUUCGAGAGCAAUGGCUCCGCUGGGUACGUCAGGAAACCACCGGUCAUGUGGGAUCCUGGCCAUAUCGCUUAUAGAAGAUUCAACCCCAUGGACAAAGAAUUCGAUGGGAUCCAUGCGGCUCAUCUAACUCUAGCUGUCAUCUCUGGACAGUACGUAGCCGAAAAUGUAUACUCUUUCUACAAUGCUUUCGUGGAAGUCGAGAUCCUUGGUGUUCCAGCCGAUUGCAAGAAGAUAAGGACCAAAGUAGCAAGAAAGAACGCGUUGAAUCCGAUCUGGAAUGAAACUUUUACUUUUAGGAUUAACUUUCCCGAAUUGGCUUUCAUUCGUUUCGACAUCUACGAUGCUGACACCAAUUACAUGUUGUCCCAACGAGUCAUCCCGCUGCACUGUCUCAGACCUGGAUACAGACAUGUGAGAUUACGCUCACCAACAAACCAAGCACUGAACAUGGCAUCCCUACUUAUCUUCUCCCGAUGUACUGAGGAGCAAGCUGGCGAGAGCUGCAGAGGAGAUGUAGAACCUACUUCUCCUCACGAACGAAGGAAGAUUCACUUUCUAGUGGUGUAUGCUGUGGCAAGACACGAAGCGUAUUCUAUUCUGAAGGUGACUCAAGAUACUACUGCCACGGAGGCCAUAGCUCAAUGUCUCACCAAAGCUGGAGUAUGCAGAUCAGCUCGAGGUAGUUACGUCCUAGUAGAAGAAGUACCUUCGAGGACUCCAACGCAACGAGUGCUGGCGCCGCGAGAGAGAGUUUUGAGAACUGCUUCAGCAAGACCUGGUGCUAGGCUGCUAUUGAAAAGAGUUGGAGAUGACCCUAGUAGCCGGGCUUGGUUGACUAGCAUCAGAUCAACAGACCGUAACCGUGAUCGCUCCGUGCCUUCAGAUGAAGACUCUAGCACGCAAGAUGAGGAGCCAAGAAGACCAGACAGCUUUCUCGUCUGCGUCCAUAAUGUCUCCCACGAAAUACCGUAUGCCAUACUCAAGGUGCCUUUGAAUGCCACAGCAUCGUACGUGGUCUACCAGGCUUUGACGAAAGCCAGAUGCCAUGAUGAUCCUAAAAGGUUCGUCCUGGUGGAAGAGUUAGAAUGGGGUGGCAGAGCUGGUACAGGUCCUCAACAGAGAGCAUUAUCUGAUGAUGAAGUAGUGUACUCGGCUCAGGCCGGUUGGAAGACCUUGGGACGAUUUGUAUUGCAAGAAAAAGGGAACACCGCACCUGUGCCUCGUCAUAAAGCAGCUUUUGCCAGGAUCCAACGAGGAUUGAGCAUGACCAGAGGCGCUAUUACAGGAAAUACAGGCUUUCCAUUGGGUAGUUUCAGCACAGCAGAAACUAUAGCGGAGGCAAGGACGCCGGUGCAGCCACCUUACAGUGAUCCUUCCAGCUGCAGGAGAGUAUCAUCAGCGCCUCUUGGCAAAGGAAUUGGACGGGCAAAAGGACAUUCAGACAAAGAUAUGAGGAGUUACAUGCAGAAACGGACAAAUACUCGUGAGGUAUUCCGUCGGCUAGGCAACAGCUUGGCCAACCACAGGGCGUCACUAUCCUCAGACUUGGGCUCCUUGUGGGAUUUCAUCAGGAUAGAUAGAGACCGCAGGCGUUCUGCUCCUGCAGCACCAACUGGUUAUGAACCGAUCCAUCCAGAGUCCAGGUCACCAGUAAGGUUAGCCAGGGAUCUGUUACAAGUUGUUCAAGAAACUGUAUUUUCAAAGAAAUUCGAAGAAACCCCAAAACGAUGCCCUUUAGUUAAGGAAGAGUCUGAUUUAAGUUCAGAUGUAGAAGAAGGAACCGAAAGAAGAAUAGCUAAUUUGAUUGAUUUUUUCUUUACAAUAGUGAAAAGUCAAAGAGGUGAGAGAAAAGGCAGCAUUGGCAGUUGUUUUAAAAGUGAAGUCACUCCUGAAGAAGCCAAACCAUUUAUUACAAGUAAAGCUAACACAGAAUUGGAAGCUAAAAUGGAAACUCUUAUGGAAUUUUUGGCCUCUACAGGAUGUAUGGAAAAAGAAAACGAUAAAGGUGACAAUAAAAUUACUUUAAUGGAGUUCUUAUUUGGCCCUGAAGAUAUUCGUCCUAGUAUAAGAGUAGUUGCUGCUGACACUAGUCUGACGGAAUCAAAUAUAAAUGUGAGAGAUCUUUCUUAUAUCGAUGACACGCCGGAGGAAGAAGCCGAGACUUUAGUCGAAAUGUUAAUGAAAUACAUGGAAAACUAUUCAGCACGGGAUAAAUUACAUUCUAAAUCUUUGACUCCUUCGCUGUCUGAGAAAUCUAAGUCCGAUAUCACCAUUAGUAAAUUAGAAACCUUUAGCGAUAUAAGCAAAACUAAAUCAGAUUCUACAUUAACACAUACUCAGGACACCGUUAUAGAACGGUGUGACGAUACAAUAACAGAAAGACGUAUUUCAGAAACUGUUAUUGAUUUGAGUAAUGUAAAGAAUGAUUUAGAAAGCAUAUUUGAUGAAGCAAUCGAAAAAAUAUGUGCCAUGAAAAAAUCAGAAGCAGAUACAAUGUCUGAACAAGAAGAUAUGGAAAACUAUGAAUCAUAUACAAAACCACCAUUGUUUGCUUACUCUAUGCCCUAUAGUGUUGAAUUAUCAGAUAUUAUUGAAGAAGAUGAACCUUCUUCUAGAGAUAUAGAAAGAAAUCAUUCAGACGAUCGCAUCUCACAUAUAAGACAAACUGCAGAAGAUUUAGUAAGCUACAUAGAAGACAGGGUAUCAAAACAUUUUGAAGACGACUCGGAUGAUGAAUUUGAUAUAAGUUCAAGUUUGAAACGUUCUUCGAUAAGUUUAAUUGAUUUAAGAAACAUUCCUGAUUUACCUCCUAGUAUGAUAAUCAAACCAAGAGUCAUCAGAGUUGACAAAUCAACGUCUACAACAGAAAUUUCUGAUUCUUUAUCAGAUUUAUCGAAAAGAAUAGACUCUGCUUGCAUGACAGAAGACACAACUCUCACAAGCAGCUCGGACAGAAGUGAAAGAGUGUUAGAAAAAUUGGAGUCUAUUCAAAAAUUUUUUUCACGAUCCAGACUAGAAAUUAUUGACGAAAACGAGGAGAAUAUUGAAAAAAUUAAAAGCCCUAAGCAAGAUUUAUUAAGUUCGGAUUCUCAGAGUAAUGCGACUGAUUACAAAGCUGGACAAGCAAGUUUAGAUGAUGUUGAAGAUUUACAAGAUGAUGAUGAUAAAAUAGGGAUUGAUAAAGGGUGUGGCAAUGAAGAUUUAAGAAAAUAUAGCAGCCAAUAUAGCAGCCAAGACAGCGUUGAAGAAUGUAAAAAGUUGAAAUUGAUUUGUGGAGAAACUAAAACUUUUGAUAAGAAUUCAAGAAAAGAUGAAAUUGAAGAAGAUCUGAGUACCGAUAUUGAAAUGAUACGUGGAGAUUUUGAUAGUGAAGUGGAAUUGAAAGUAUCCAAUAAAUUUGAUAAUUUACAAGUAGAAGAUGAUAAAGAUCAUUUGAAAGUAACAUUAAGUCCAGAAACUAGCAAAAAUGUAACAGAGUCUGAAGAAAUGGAUACUGAAAUUGACAAGCAUGAUAAAGAGAAGGAAGAAAAAAUAGUACAUCAAGUCAACAUACUUAAAAUGACCAAGAGUAGUACAACUUCAGAUAUUAAGAAAGAAAUCCUUAAAGAUACUUUUAUUUAA